Messenger RNA from Abrus precatorius (Indian licorice), 1325 nucleotides. RefSeq names its product autophagy protein 5. Bases 158 to 1216 code for a protein of 352 amino acids. Gene Ontology annotation, biological process: C-terminal protein lipidation; nucleophagy; cellular response to nitrogen starvation. NCBI's taxonomy places the organism in Eukaryota, Viridiplantae, Streptophyta, Magnoliopsida, Fabales, Fabaceae. Gene Ontology annotation, cellular component: Atg12-Atg5-Atg16 complex; cytoplasm; phagophore assembly site membrane. The record is from RefSeq and is a predicted model, not a curated record. The transcript has 8 exons.
AAUUGGUCGAACCAUCCGGCCGGCGGUAGACCUUCAAAUUCAUGUAUCAGAGAAUAGCAACAAAGAAAGGGAAAAAAGAAAGAAAAUAAUAAUUAGAAACAAAAGGAGAAGAAGGAAAUCGAGCGAUAUUGUGGAAGAAGCGGUGCAGUUAAUAGAGAUGAGUGAAGCGCAGAAGUACGUUUGGAAAGGGGCGAUUCCUCUGCAGAUUCACCUCCACGAAUCUGAAGUCACCACUCUUCCUCCGCCACCACCAGCUCUCGUUUUAGCCCCUCGGAUAGGGUACUUACCAUUGUUGGUUUCGAUCAUAAAGCCUCACUUCAGCAGCACUCUUCCUCCUGGAGUUGACACCGUUUGGUUUGACUACAAAGGCCUACCUCUCAAAUGGUAUGUACCAACUGGAGUUCUUUUUGAUCUGUUAUGUGUCGAGCCAGAAAGGCCGUGGAAUUUAACGGUACACUUUAGGGGAUAUCCAAGCAAUGUAUUGCUUCCAUGUGAAGGUGAAGACAGUGUAAAGUGGAGCUUUAUUAACUCACUGAAAGAGGCUGCCUAUGUAAUAAAUGGUAAUUGCAAGAAUGUCAUGAACAUGUCUCAACCUGAUCAGGUGGAUCUUUGGGGCUCUGUUUUAAAUGGUAAUUUGGAAUCUUAUCGACGGGUGUCAUCUAAGCUUAAACUUGUAACUUUUGAAGAUGAAUAUACAGAAAAUGUUAGUUCAGUCUCUAAAUCUCAAGAGAGUACUGGGGAUAAUGAUGCUGCUGGACAAGGGCAAGUGAAGACUGGUAGGAUUCCUGUUCGUUUAUAUAUGUGGACUGUCAAUGAGGAGUUUGAUGACUUUGAAGAUGCUCCUCAAAUUGAUAACUGGGACAAAGUCUUGUAUAUCAAUCGACCUGUCGAGAUUCAUAAAGAAGACGGUAAAUUCUUUAGCUUAAAUGAUGCGGUUAAAAGAAUAUUGCCCGAGUUUUUCCCGGAAAGUUCCGUUGUAACUGAAGGAGAUGCAAUCAUCAACCAAAGUGCUGGAGAAGAGGGAGAAAGUUCAUCUGAUCCCGAGUCAUGUUGCCACCCACAUGAGGUUGCUGAAAUCAAGCUUGUACGCAUUCAAGGGAUAGAACCAAUUUUGGAGAUACCUUUUUCUUGGGUGGUUAACAACUUAAUGAAUCCUGAGUAUUUUCUUCAUAUGUGUGUUUGCUUGAAAGUUUCAAAGGUCAAUACUGUGCAAUAGGAAAAAAUUCAAUUACUUGAGCAUCCCCAUUCACUGGAAAACUCGGAAGAUGCAAUUCUUUUGUAUAUAAAUGUACAGAACGGUUUCAAAUUAUAUUCAUUUCAUAAUU